Molecule: messenger RNA, 3749 nt
Organism: Diachasma alloeum
Lineage: Eukaryota; Metazoa; Arthropoda; Insecta; Hymenoptera; Braconidae
Gene: Vps11
Product: vacuolar protein sorting-associated protein 11 homolog
Exons: 5
Coding region: 112-3384 (1090 amino acids)
Biological process (GO): organelle fusion; vacuole organization; intracellular protein transport
Cellular component (GO): endosome; HOPS complex
Molecular function (GO): protein-macromolecule adaptor activity; protein binding
Source: RefSeq, a predicted model, not a curated record
AACACCCCUGUGUAUUUCACUUGUCAGUCCCAAUAAUCGAAUAAACAAAUUCUGAUAAUCAAUUGAAAGUCCGAUCGUUCCCAUGAAGGGAUAGACCAUAGAAUCAUCGAAAUGGCGUUUCUCGAGUGGAGAAGAUUCAACUUUUUCGACCUCAAAAAAGAAGUCGAUGGGGGAAAAAUCGCGGAGGCCCUUGGGAACGCACGAGUGAGUGCCUCCACCAGUGGAAACGGAAACCUAAUAUUCGGCGACGAUACAGGCAACAUUCACGUUGUCAAGCGAACAUAUCAAGUCUCGACAUUUAGAGGCUACGAGAUAACAUUAACCCUCGCUGAACAAGUACAGCACUCCACUUAUCUAUUCACAAUCGGUGAGGACGAUCCUGGUUGUAAUCCAACAAUCAAAGUAUGGAACUUUGGAAAAUUGGAUAAACAGGAGAAUCCCACUUGCGUGAGGAUUAGCCGGGCUAUUCCAAGUUUCAGGCCGGUUCCGGCGACAGCUCUUUGCGUCCACCAGAGCUUGUCUAUGAUGGCGGUUGGCUUCGCCGAUGGUUCCAUCAUGCUCUACAGGGGCGAUCUCACAAGAGAACGAAAGAACAAGAUAAAAAUACUGAAAGACAGUACAGCCCCAAUAACGGGAUUGCAAAUCCGAUCAACGGGUAAACAGAAUCACCUCUUUGUCGCGACAACAAUGAACGUAUAUCUCUACAACAUAACGGUGAAGGACAAAGAAGUUAAGACGGUCUUAGACAACAUGGGGUGCGCUGAUAAGUGCAGCGUCCUCGCUGAAACCAGUCAAGAUAGUCAUUUUAUGAUCGGUAGAAGCGACGCGGUUUACUGCUACACCCUAGACGGGCGUGGUCCAUGCUACGCGAUAGAGGGCCAGAAAACGAUGCUCGACUGGUUCCGCGGUUACCUCGUAAUAAUCGCGAAGGAGUCCGGUAACGUGCCGCGAUCGACAACAGUCUCGUCCAAGCCAUCCGCGAUCGAGCCGAUCCCUCCGGGCGCCGACAAGCACAUGAUAACAGUCCUCGACAUUCAAAACAAGUUCAUAGUCUUCUCCGCGUCGAUGCUCUCGAUCCAGGCGAUCCUCUCCGAGUGGGGUGGCUUCUUCAUCCUCUCGGGUGACUCGAAGCUCUACCACCUCGACGAGAAAGACCUCCAGUCGAAGCUAGCUCUCCUCUUCAAGAAAAACUUGUACGACGUUUCGAUCAGAAUCGCGAAGAGUCAGCAGUACGACACCGAAGGGCUUGUCGAUAUUUUCCGCCAGUACGGUGACCACUUGUACUCGAAAGGUGACCACAAUGGCGCGAUAGAGCAGUACAUUCGGACGAUAGGAAAGCUAGAGCCGUCCUAUGUCAUCAGAAAGUUCCUGGACUCUCAGCACAUUGACAACCUGACGACUUACCUUCAAGCCCUUCAUAAGGAGUCCCAAGCCACUGAAGACCACACAACCCUCCUCCUAAACUGCUAUACGAAACUCAACCACACGGACAAGCUCAAAGAAUUCAUCAUGACGAAGGAUCGCGAAGUGGAUUUCGACGUGGAGAUCGCCAUUAAGGUCUGCAGACAAGCGUCACCGGAGGACGCUCUCCUCCUCGCGAAGAAGCACAAGAAGCACGAGUGGUACCUACGGAUCCAGAUAGAAGACAAGAACGAAUACAGAUCUGCGCUCGAGUACAUGGGGACGCUGGACUUCGAGGAAGCUGACGCCAACAUGAAGAAGUAUGGAAGCAUUCUGAUUGCUAAUGUUCCCAGUGAGGCUACGCAGUUCUUGAAGAAGCUUUGCACGAACUAUCGGGCGGUUGACAGACCUCUGAUUGAUGAGAACGUCCUAGAUGGGACGACCGAGGAGAUCGUCGAGCGGUCGAAUCCCGAGGACUUCAUCCAUCUUUUCUUGAACAAUUCAGAGAGAUUGGUUGAGUUUCUGGAGCACCUGGUGAAGGCGGAUACCAAGUGGAGUACGAUGGUGUAUAAUACUCUGGUGGAGCACUAUCUGCACGUCUGGGGGGCGCAGUCGAGUGAAGUUAUGAAAGUGCAGUACGAGCAGAAGGUGAUCAGGUUGCUACAGAGCUCUGAAGCCUGCUUCGAUAGGGAUCAGAUCCUCGUUCUAUGUCACCAGCAUAAUUUCAGGAAGGGAGUGCUGUUUCUUUACGAGGAGAGAAAGCUUUAUCAGGAGAUUCUGCAGUUUCAUCUGAGGGAGAGGGACGACGAGAAUGUCCUGGGGACCUGCAAGAGGUUUGGACACCAGGAUCCGAAUCUGUGGAUUCAGGCGUUGUGGUGUGUCGCGAGGGAUAAGAAUUCUAGUCCGAAGCUGUUGGCGGAUAUCCUGGGGGUCAUCUCCAAGGAGAAGCUUCUACCACCGUUGAUGGUCAUCGAUGCCCUCUCCACUUCGUUGAAUUGCAGUCUUGGGGAUGUUAGGGAGUACUUGAAUACGGUACUGAAGGCGGAGGAGGAGCAGACGAAAGAGGAUGCCGAGCUCGUGGAGAAGUACAGGGAGGACACCAAGAGGCUGAGGGAACAGAUCGCUGGGAUCAAGGGGAGCACCAAUAUUUUUCAGGGAAACAGGUGUUCGGCUUGUCAUCAUCAGUUGGAGCUGCCUUCUGUCCAUUUCAUGUGCCAGCAUUCUUAUCAUCAGCACUGUUUUCAAAGUUUCUCGGAGAACGAGAAUGAGUGUCCGGCAUGUCUACCCAAGAACAAACAACUGCUUGACCGAAUCAGAGCGCAAGAACAGUCUCAGGAUCUCCAUGAGACAUUCCACAGUCUUCUGGACAGAGCUGAGGAUCCCUUCUCACUAGUGGCCGACUACUUCGGCCGUGGUGUCUUCAAGAAACUCAUGAUUAUCACAGAUGCUGACAAACCCAUUGUUCCAACCCCUGCAGCUAAUACUCCAGUGGCUCCAAGAUCUCAGGAACCAAAGGCUAAUUAUAACGCUUAUGGGCCUGGGGUCGAAGCCAAAAUAAGACUGACGGAGGGAAAAAAUACGACUUUAGUUAAAAGUGAAGCGCGUAGAAUCGAUCCCUUCGCCGAGGAUCGACGUUACCCCCCGAAACCAGACGUCUACUCAUCGUCGUUAGAAGCAAAUGUGUCAGGAAGUGGUAGUGGCCUCUCAACUCCACGUUCAAACUCUAGGAAAUCAUCGCCAGUGCCAAUCCGAGAGGCGAGAAUCGUCAACAAUCAGAGUCCCAGGGCAUCGCCAGCGACUAGAGCCUUCGUACCACCGAAAACUCCUAUCGUACCAUCGAAUCCAUUUGGCGAGAGUGAUUACGACGAGAAGAAGAAUCCAUUCGCUGAAGAGGGGGGCAAUCCCUUCGACGAAGAUGAGGACGACUCUACGGGAUCGAAGGAGGAUGAUUACAACAAGAAUUUGAAUCCGUUCGCUAGUUAAUUGAGUCGUCAUUGUCAAACAGAAUGGAAAUUUUUUAAAAAGAAAUUGUGAAAUUUCGUGGUUUUUCAAUUUUUCAAGGUGGAGUGACCCUUGAACAUUCCAGUGAUUUACUUGACUCUCCCAAUCGUCCCUUUGAUCAUAUCUCUUGAAGGAUAACAAUAUUUUUUAUUCUUCGGACUUGUCACGAACAGAAUCUUCGAGAUGAUUAUUUAUUGAUCAUGAAAUUUUGGUUCCAAAUGGAUUUUUUUAAAUCGAUCAUCUGUAAAUAUUUAUUAUAUUGUAUGAGUAAUUAGGUAGAUUUAUUAUUCAAUUCGUAUGAAAAUGUGUUAAAAAAUGUACAGAUUAAAAAAUAUAAUAGAACUAUA